Molecule: messenger RNA, 6546 nt
Organism: Lodderomyces oxycetoniae
Lineage: Eukaryota; Fungi; Ascomycota; Pichiomycetes; Serinales; Debaryomycetaceae
Gene: PMC1
Product: calcium-transporting ATPase
Exons: 3
Coding region: 1-6546 (2181 amino acids)
Biological process (GO): lipid catabolic process; protein modification process; intracellular calcium ion homeostasis
Cellular component (GO): intracellular membrane-bounded organelle; plasma membrane
Molecular function (GO): ATP hydrolysis activity; ATP binding; triacylglycerol lipase activity
Source: RefSeq, a predicted model, not a curated record
AUGGCACCAAAGACACCUGCUGAUAGAUUGGGUACAGCCGGCAAUACGCUAGAAAUACCUAGAUAUGACGAGUAUGAUGAUGACCAGUCCUCGGUAAAUUCAACGUCUCCACUACAACAACAUGAGGGAGAAGAGCUGGAGGACCGGCAUCAACAUCAACAUCAACAUCAACAGGAGGAAGAAGAUGAUGAUGUGCAUAUCAAACAGAAGCAUGAUUUAACCUACGAAACUAACUAUAAUCUUGAUAAUGCUACCGACGAUGCCCCGCCCUUACUACCCACAACAAAACUCCCGCAUCAUCCUCCAAGAAAAACAACUACAAGCCACUCCUUAACCACUAAACUAACACAUGCUAUUUCAGCAACAACUUCUCAUCACAACAAAUUUCUAGCAGAUUGUAAAAUAACACCUCAAGAAUUAAUACCUUUGCAUGAUCCGAAAUCUUUGAAAUAUUUAUAUGACCUAGGAGGAUUUGACACUUUGUUGGCCUUGCUAGGUACUUCAAAAAGAGGUUUAAAUGACAAUGAUGAGCAAGACCAAGAAUUUCGAAGAACUGUUUAUGGUGUUAACAAAUUGCCUCAGCGACAACUGAAGAGUUUUUUCCAACUAUGCUGGGAGGCAAUGAAGGAUAAAGUAUUGAUUAUUUUAUCUAUUGCAGCUGUGGUGUCAUUAGCUUUGGGUCUUUAUGAAACGUUUGGAAGUGGUGACCAUUAUGACGAUGAAGGAAAACCCCUACCAAAAGUGGAGUGGGUAGAAGGUGUGGCCAUUUUGGUAGCUGUUUGCAUCGUUGUAGUUGUAGGCGCUGCUAACGAUUAUCAAAAAGAACGACAAUUUGCUAAAUUGAAUGCUAAAAAGGAAGAUCGAGAAUUGAUUGUUAUUCGUAAUGGAGAACAAAAAUUGAUUUCCAUUUAUGAUUUAUUAGCUGGUGAUGUUAUAAAUUUGCAAACUGGUGACGUUGUACCUGCAGAUUCUAUUCUUUUCCAAGGAGAAGUUGAAUGCGAUGAAAGUGCGUUAACUGGUGAAUCCGCAACUAUUAGAAAAGUACCCGUUGGCGAAGCAAUGGAAAUUUACAAAAAAAACUUGCCAACAACUGAAGAUAUUGGAAGUCAUUUAGUGAAAUUCCGUGAUCCUUAUUUAAUCUCAGGCUCAAAAAUAUUGUCAGGUUUGGGAAAUGCCGUGGUAACUGCUGUGGGUAAAAAUUCAAUCCAUGGGAGAACCAUGUUGAGUUUGCACGUUGAAGCAGAAACUACUCCAAUGCAAGAAAGAUUGAAUAAUUUGGCUGAAGGUAUCUCCAAAUAUGGUUUUUUAGCUGCAAUUAUUUUGUUCAUUGUUUUGUUCAUUCGAUUCUGUGUUGAUAUUUCUCCGGGUGGUGUUUUCCAUGACUUGAGUCCAACUGAUAAGGGUAAAAAAUUUAUUGAUAUCAUUAUUACCGCGGUGACUAUUGUUGUUGUUGCUAUUCCUGAAGGUUUGCCUUUGGCAGUCACUUUGGCUUUGGCUUUUGCUACAACAAGAAUGGCCCAAAAUGGUAAUUUAGUUCGUGUUUUGAGAAGUUGUGAAAUUAUGGGAGGAGCAACUGCAGUUUGCUCGGAUAAAACAGGUACCUUGACUGAAAAUAAGAUGAGAGUCGUACGGGGUUUCUUUGGAUUGAAUAGUUCUAAUCAAUUGUUGGAAUUCGAUGAUACUGCAAUGAAUCAUCAAUAUGAACCUACCGCGACAGAAGCAAGUAAAGAGAUUACUCCUGAAAUGAAGCAUUCUUUUAUAACGAAUAUAACUUUAAAUUCAACAGCUUUUGAAAAUAGUGAUUAUGAUGAAGCAAAACAUAAACAAGCAAAACAAAGACCCAAGAAGAAGUCAUUCAUACAACAUUUUUUGUUUGGGAAUUCACAACAACAACAACGACAAAUGGACUUUGAAAUGGGGGUUGAUGAUGAACCAUUUUUGGGUAACAAGACCGAAUCGGCACUUUUGCUUCUUGGGAAAGAAAUAUUUCAUUUGUUUGAUAACAAAUCAUUGGAACAAAUUAGGAGAGAAGAAGUAUCAAAAAUUGUUCAAGUGAUCCCAUUUGAAAGUUCUAGAAAAUGGUCUGGUAUCGUUGUUAAGAUUGAAAAUGGGUUUCGAGUUUAUAUUAAGGGUGCCGCAGAAAUUGUAUUUAAAAACUGUGGCUAUGAAGAAAAUACUCAUGGACAUUUGAUCCGAUUAGAUAGAGUAAAACGGGAUGAAGUUUUAUCGAAAAUCGACGCAUAUGCAAAUGAUGCUCUUCGAGCUAUUGCUUUGGGGCACCGUGAUUAUAUUACAGAUUCAUGGCCUCCUUCUGAGUUGACAGAUGAGAAGAACAAACAUGAAGCUGAUCCACUGGCUUUGGUCAAUGUUGGUGCAAGCACGACUGAAAUUGAUAAACAGUUUGUUUUGGAUGCAUUAGUUGGUAUUCAAGAUCCCCUUAAACCUGGUGUUGCACACGCUGUUGCACAAUGUAAGCAAGCCGGUGUAACAGUAAGGAUGGUUACUGGAGAUAACUUGAACACGGCAAAGGCCAUUUCAAAAGAAUGUGGGAUUCUUACUCCUGAUGAUUUAUCUUUUGAACAUGCAUUUAUGGAGGGUCCACAGUUUCGGAAAUUGAGUCCUGAAGAAAGACUUCGAAUUGUUCCUGAAUUAAAAGUUCUUGCUAGAUCGUCACCUGAGGAUAAACGUAUACUUGUUGAUACCUUGAAAAAAUCAGGUGAAGUGGUUGCAGUUACUGGUGAUGGUACAAAUGACGCACCAGCUUUGAAAUUGGCAGAUGUUGGUUUUUCAAUGGGUAUUGCUGGUACAGAAGUUGCAAGAGAAGCUUCGGAUAUCAUUCUUAUGACUGAUGAUUUUGCUGAUAUUGUACAAGCUAUCAAAUGGGGGAGAACAGUUGCUACAUCGAUUAAGAAAUUUAUUCAAUUUCAACUCACGGUCAAUAUUACUGCUUGUGUACUUACAUUUGUUUCUGCUGUUGCAUCAUCACAAAAUCAAUCGGUUUUAACUGCAGUUCAAUUGUUGUGGGUUAAUUUGAUCAUGGAUACAUUGGCUGCAUUAGCCUUGGCAACUGAUAAACCAGAUGAUUCUUUCCUUAACCAAAAACCCGCAGGCAGAACAGCACCAUUAAUCUCAACAUCAAUGUGGAAAAUGAUACUUGGGCAAUCAAUUACUCAAUUGACGAUUACAUUUAUUUUACAUUUUGCAGGAAAAGAAUUAUUCUUUCCGGGACAGUCGCAUAUCAGUAACCAUCAAAAGAAGCAAUUGGAUGCAAUGACUUUUAAUACUUUUGUUUGGUUACAAUUUUGGAAAUUAUUUGUUACUAGAAAACUAGACGAAGCAAGUGAUGUUACUACAAUCCGAGGUAGAUUUACUUGGGAGAAUUUGAAUUUUUUCCAACACUUGUUUCGCAAUUGGUAUUUUAUUAUUAUUGCUGCUAUAAUUGGUGGAUUCCAAGUAUUGAUUAUGUUUGUUGGAGGCGCUGCAUUUAGUGUAGCUAAACAAACACCAGGAAUGUGGGCUACUGCUUUGUUAUGUGGAUUCAUUAGUAUUCCAAUGGGUUUGGUCAUCAGACUCAUUCCAAAUAUAUGGGUAGAGAAAAUUUUCCCUACAAGGGCAUUUAAGAAGUUAAUUUAUAUUGUUGGAUUUGGAUGGAUCAAAAGACAUAAGAAGAAAGAUGUAGAGAAGGGUAAAGAUGGUGAUGGUAGUGGUGGUGGUAAUAAUAAUUCGACUACUGUUACGCCUACAACUAGCACCACCGUUACUGAACAGCGUGAGUUAGAUAUGGAUGAUUUUGGUCUCGGUGAUUUUCGACAUUAUCAGGAAUCACCCGAUGUUGAACGAUAUAGAAGGAAUCAGAUUAAUACCUCCGAGCAUAUUGAUGUUAAUUCCCUCCUACUUUCGCAAACUCAAACAAAAAAGAGUACUUUGGAGAGCCUUGUGCGGCUUAAAGAGCCUGUGAUUUUCAUUUCCAAGCUUACUGAUCCAUACAUUAAUUUAGCUAUAGAAGAUUAUAUUUUUGACAAUAUGCCCAAGGUUGAUACAAAUAUUGCAUCAAACAGUUUCAAUUCACAUAGGUUGCUUUUCUACACCAAUUCACCUUGUGUUGUGAUUGGCAAGAAUCAAAAUCCUUGGAAGGAAGUGAAUCUUCCAUUAUUGAACCUGUUGGGGAUCCCAUUGAUACGAAGAAGGUCAGGUGGUGGAACUGUUGUUCAUGAUUUGGGAAAUACGAAUUAUUCAUUCAUGACUACGAAAAAUGAGUUUGACCGAUUCAAGUUUGUUCAUUUGAUUACUCAAUACGUGAACUCAAAUGGAGGCAAAUGUAAAAUACAAGUUAAUCAAAGGGGAGACAUUGUUACAAUAAUUGAUGGCGACGAGUAUAAGAUAAGUGGGUCAGCUUACAAGAUAUCUAGAGGAAAGUCAUAUCAUCAUGGAACAAUGCUUUUGAAUCUGGAUUUGACGAGACUAAAGAGAUUAUUGCAAAGAGAUGCUAAAACUUUAGGCGUUGUUGAAUCUAAAAGUUCAGUUGAUUCAGUCAAGUCUAAAGUGGCCAAUUUAGGUAUAUCCAAUAAUGAUUUUAUUGAAAUAGUGAACCAUGGAUUUAAACAAGUUUAUGGUGGUAAGCAACAAGAGAGUAUGGUUGUGCAAGAUUCCGAGAAUAAAGAAUUUAACGAAAUGAUGGGAUUGACUGAUUUUGUAGUGGGACAAUGUAAUGAUUUUUCAUUGAUUGAAAUUAAUGAGGAAAAUUUAGAAUUACCUCAACAAGUUUAUUCAAUUGCUGAUAAAUUGAAAUCAUGGAGUUGGAAGUAUGGACAUACCCCUCCUUUUACUCAUACUUUAAAUCACGAGGAGCUUACUUUUUCGAUAAAAUUCUUUGUCGAAAAGGGUAAGAUAGUUAAUGUGGAGUGGAAUAAUAAAAAAGGAGAUCCAUCAUUAGAUCGACUCAUGCAAAACGUUAAACAAAAUUUGAUUUCGAUUCUUUACACUGGGGAAGAAGUUAAACGUUCUUUCGCGGGAAGCGAUAUAGGUGACAAGAUAGGUACUUGGUUGUGCCAAGUAAUUGACUACAAUGAACUUACAUCAAUUGUAGAUCCCUUUUCAGGUUCAAAUCACCACUCACAAUCACCGCUGCCACCAUCACCACGUAUGAAAAAACUCUUUAUCUUCUUGGUGUUGAUCACCAACUGCUUCGCUGCCACUUUGUCUCCAACAAAACCUUCUCAAGACGACUUCUAUAAUGCUCCUAGUAAUUUCGAGUCAAAACCAGUGGGUACAAUAUUGAAAUGGAGAAACGUUCCAAACCCAUUGACAAGUAUCUUUACCAAAGUAAACGUUCAAAAUGCAUGGCAACUCCUUGUUAGAUCGGAAGAUACUUUUGGAAAUCCCAAUGCAAUCGUCACCACUGUUAUUCAGCCAUACAACGCCGAUAAUAAAAAACUUGUUUCUUAUCAAACUUUUGAAGAUUCUGCAAAACUUGAUUGUUCUCCAUCCUAUGCAAUCCAAUACGGCUCAGAUAUAACCACAAUACUUACGCAAUUUGAAAUGUACUAUAUAUCUGCAUUAUUGGACCAAGGCUAUUAUGUUGUAACCCCGGAUUACGAAGGUCCCAAAAGCGCGUUUACUGUGGGUGUACAGGCAGGAAGAGCCACUUUAAACUCGCUUCGUGCUGCAUUGAAUUCACACAAUAUUACUGGUCUUGACCCCAAUGCUAAAUCAGUGAUGUGGGGAUACUCAGGUGGUUCUAUAGCUUCAGGAUGGGCUGCAGUACUUCAGCCACAGUAUGCGCCAGAUUUGAGCGAUACUUUACUCGGUGCAGCUUUGGGAGGCUUAGUCACCAACAUUUCUGCCACUGCGCAUGCUAUUGAUGGUGGCCCGUUUGCUGGAAUUAUCGGAGCUGCAUUUGGGGGGUUAUCGAACGAGUACACAAUGCUUGCACCUAUGGUUUUGGAAGAAGUGGAUCCCCUGCUAUCAGAAGCUUAUUUUAACAAUGUCAAUUAUUGUUUGAUUGACUCUGUUAUUGCAUACUUUGGUGACAAUUUUUUCGGUGAUGAUCCCAAAUACUUUCCUAAUGGCUGGACUUUACUUGAAACAGAACCAGGAAAAUCCGUGCUCGAGGCCAAUGGAUUGGUUUAUAAUUCAAACGAAUUGGUUCCGUCGAUUCCGCUUUUCAUUUAUCAUGGACUCCUUGAUGGUAUUAUACCCAUUGAGGAUUCGAAAAAGACGUUUGAUCAAUGGUGCAAAGCCGGUCUUAAAUCUGGCGAGUUUAGCGAGGAUAUAAGUAAUGGGCAUAUCACAGAGGCCGUUGUUGGGGCACCAGCAGCUCUUACUUGGAUUACCAAAAGGCUUAAUGGUGAGGCUCCAGUUUCAGGAUGUGUUUACGAAUCGCGUCUCUCUAAUUUCUUAUACCCCGAUAUUCUCCCUUCGGUACUGGACAUUUUUUCAUCUGCCUUGAGGGCCAUCUCGGGAUUAGGAUUAGGUGAAGGUUUGUCGAGUGAUGAUAUCUCGUUAAUGGAUUUGUUGAAAAUCAGUGUUUCAAAUAUGUUUUCUUGA